This is a messenger RNA of Corythoichthys intestinalis (scribbled pipefish), 1151 nucleotides long. Its product is annotated as cytochrome c iso-1/iso-2-like. NCBI's taxonomy places the organism in Eukaryota, Metazoa, Chordata, Actinopteri, Syngnathiformes, Syngnathidae. The transcript is spliced from 3 exons. Gene Ontology annotation, molecular function: heme binding; electron transfer activity. Gene Ontology annotation, biological process: mitochondrial electron transport, ubiquinol to cytochrome c; mitochondrial electron transport, cytochrome c to oxygen. Gene Ontology annotation, cellular component: mitochondrial intermembrane space. The coding region runs from base 127 to 447 and encodes 106 amino acids. The record is from RefSeq and is a predicted model, not a curated record.
CCCUCUUGGUUGGGUAACCUCUGCCAGACAGGAAAAAAAAAGGAAACACCUUGAUACUUGAGAAGGGUGGUGCCUCGUAUCUCAAGAAGUUCAGGCUACAUACCUUAAGGAAUCGAAAGUGUGGCAAUGGGGGACGUGGCCAAAGGGAAAAAGGUGUUUGUAUUAAAAUGUGCCCAGUGUCACACUGUGGACGAAGGUGGAAAACACAAAGUGGGUCCAAACCUGUGGGGUCUGUUUGGCAGGAAGACAGGACAGGCGCCGGGCUAUUCUUACACACAAGCAAAUAUCGACAAAGGGAUUAUUUGGAGUGAAGAGACUUUGAUGGUCUACCUUGAAAACCCAAAGAAGUAUAUUCCCGGAACCAAGAUGAUCUUUGCCGGUCUGAGAAAGAAGAGAGAGCGGCUGGAUAUCAUAGCAUAUUUAAAGGAGGCCACCUCACCCAAAUAGACACGCAAAAGUUGUGUGUGUUUUACGAUUAAUAGCUACUUAAGCACGUUUAUUUUUAUUGUUUUAUUGCUUAAAGUCUUGUUUUGUACUUCUUUGUUGCACUUUUUGAUGCUACACUUCCUGAUUGUUUAAUUUAUUUGUAUUCAGUCAUUUUUUUACACACAGGAACUUGAAAACAACUUUGAUCAAUAUUUUUAUUUUAAGCAGUUCCACACUUGUGGUUUGUUUGUUCAAGAUGAAAAAAAUUAGAGGGGGAUUGCAAUAAUUUGGUUGUGUUAAAUCAACUAAUUGUGUUAAACAACUUGAUAUAAAAAUGUUAAAUUCUUUAAACUGAAAUUGCUACACGUAUAAAACGAAUGACCAGUAUAACUUCCUCAUGCCUGAAUUUACAUUUAACAAAUAUGCAUAAAGUGGGAAUACAUAAGACCCUAAAAUUAUUCAUUAAAAAAAAAAAAAAAAAAAAAAGGUAAAUACAGAAAAUUAAAUUUUAAAAUGCCACAAAAAAAUUGAAAAUCAUGAAAUUAAAAAAUAUUUCAAAUAAUAGCUAAUAUCAAAAAUAAAAUAUAUAUAGUUUAAAAAUGAAAGAGUUAAAUUAUUUUUAUUUACUUAUGUAUUUUGAUGUAUUUUUGUUAAAAGUAAAUUCAGGCAUCAAGAAGUUAAUGUCUUAUUCAAAUGUGCCAAAAAUAACAAGCAAUGUAAUAAAA